Prionailurus viverrinus (fishing cat) is the source of this 1538-nucleotide messenger RNA. RefSeq names its product glycoprotein Ib platelet subunit alpha (gene GP1BA). Bases 165 to 1538 code for a protein of 457 amino acids. NCBI's taxonomy places the organism in Eukaryota, Metazoa, Chordata, Mammalia, Carnivora, Felidae. The record is from RefSeq and is a predicted model, not a curated record. Gene Ontology annotation, molecular function: protein binding. The transcript has 4 exons.
UCCCGGGUCACAGGAGUCCCUAUCGGGCUGGCGUUUCCUCCCCCUCCCCGAGCCCUUCCUGCCACCCGCCCGAGCAGGCCCUCCCUGGAGUUGGAAGAGCGAAGGACGGAGUCACCGUGGCAGCAGCUCUGUGCCUUCGGAGGUCUUUGCGCUGGCCCGCCCCCAUGCCUCUCCUCCUGUUGCUGCUGUUGCUGCCGAGCCCUUCCCGCCCCCAGUCCGUCUGCGAGGUCUCCCAGGUGACCAGCCAGGUGGAAGUGAACUGUGACAACCGGGGGCUCAAGGCGCCGCCUCCCGACCUGCCGGCCGACACGGCCAUCCUCCGCCUGGGCGAGAACCCCCUGGGCACCUUCUCCACGGCCUCCCUGCUGCCUCUGACGCGGCUCGCCCAGCUGCACCUGAGCCACAGCCAGCUGACCCACCUGCAGAUGGACGGGACGCUGCCCGCGCUGGAGACCCUGGACGUCUCCCACAACAAGCUGCGAAGCCUGCCCCCGCUGGGACGGGCCCUGCCGGCGCUCAACACCCUCGACGCAUCCUUCAACGAGCUGACCUCGCUGUCCCACAGUGCCCUGGACGGCCUGAGCCAACUCCACGAGCUCUACCUGCGCGGCAACAAGCUGAAGACGCUGCCGCCCGGGCUCCUGGCGCCCACCCCUCAGCUGAGGAAGCUCAGCCUGGCCGACAACAAGUUGAACGAGCUGCCCCCCGGGCUCCUGGAAGGACUGGAGGAGCUCGACACCCUGUACCUCCAGGGGAACUGGCUGCGGACCAUCCCGAAGAACUUCUUUGGGGACCUCCUCCUGCCCUUCGCCUUCCUGCACGGCAACCCCUGGUCCUGCGACUGCGAGAUCCUCUACUUCACUCGCUGGCUGCAGGACAACCCCAAUAACGUCUACUUGUGGAAGGAGGGAGUAGACGUCAAGGCCAUGACCCCCAACGUGGAAAGCGUGCGAUGCGUCAACUUGGCCAACACACCCGUCUACACCUACCCGGGGAAGGGCUACCCCACCCUCGGGGAUGCGGACAUAGGCUACGACGAGUAUGAGGACGAGGACCCCUUCGCCACGGCUGCAGCCGCGCUCUCCACCAACGCCAGAGCCCGCACAACCCACCGGCCCACAUUCUACCCAACGUCUGCUGAUUAUCCACACAGCCAGAUGCCCUAUCUGUCUUCUACCCAAGAGUCCACUGAGAGUCAGAAUACCUCCGUGACCACCCCGGAACCCACGACGCCCCCCCCCACCGCGGAGCCCCCCACGCCCCCCACCAUGACGCCCCCCACCACCACGACCUCCCCCACCCCGGAGCCCCCCACGCCCCCCACCAUGACGCCCCCCACCACCACGCCCCCCCCCACCCCGGAGCCCCCCACGCCCCCCACCAUGACGCCCCCCACCACCACCCUCUUCCUGUGGGUGCGGGCUAACGGCCGCGUGGGGCCUCUGGUGGCAGGACGGCGGCCCUCAGCCCUGAGUCUGGGUCGUGGUCAGGACCUGCUGGGCACGGAGCGCUGCCCCGUCCAGCCCAAGUACCGCUAG